This is a messenger RNA of Drosophila novamexicana, 1290 nucleotides long. Its product is annotated as 27 kDa hemolymph protein. Bases 117 to 1061 code for a protein of 314 amino acids. The record is from RefSeq and is a predicted model, not a curated record. NCBI's taxonomy places the organism in Eukaryota, Metazoa, Arthropoda, Insecta, Diptera, Drosophilidae. The transcript is spliced from 2 exons.
GCUCUCAUUCACUCGCCGCAACGCACACUGUACGGAGGCACGGAGACCGCAAUAGCAUCGAUAACUAACCGAUCGCAUACUCAAGUCGUUGGAGUCGCCUCUCUGCAGAAGCCGCUAUGAACAAAUACGCAUUGCUGGCCGUGUGCCUGUUGGCUGCCGUGGGCGCCCUGCUGCUGGAGGUGCGGGCCAGCCCUAGUCCGCAAAAAUUGAGCAGCAGCCAGUUGGAAAGCGUCUCUGCCCAGUUUUUGCCACCGGAGUUUCGCAAUACAAACGUCAGCAUGGAUGAUAUUAAGCGCGUCUAUCGCGAUAAGUGCAAGAAGGUGACAGGCACGGAUAACUCAACGUUGUAUCAAGAUAUCGAGGAUGCUGCCGCAAAGCUGGGCUCCUGUCUCAGCGGCCUGGCCAAUCUGACGGCGCUCCAGGCUGAAAUGGAGGCAGCCCGGCCAAUUGGUGAGCUGGAUACCGUGUUCAACAAGUAUUGCCAGCGUGCACCGGAGGCCGAGGAGUGCGUGCGCGCAUUCAAUGCGAAGGUGAAACCCUGCCUAACCGCUGAGGAGCUGCGACAACAGGCCACCAUGAUGCGCCUUGGUGCCUCACUGCUGGGUUUCGCCUGCUCGCGCGGCGGUGAUCAGAUUGCGUUAUUUGUUGCCGAACAAGGACCCGAGUGCCUUGAGGCCAACAAGGAGAGCAUUAGCAACUGCCUGAACAGAUCAUUCCAUCAGUAUAUACCCAAGGAUGGCCAAGUACCCGAUCUGAUGAGCCGACCCGAGCUGCUCUUCUCGCCCACACACUGCGUGGACCUGCAGAGCUUCGAGGCCUGUGUGCUGCAUCAUCUGGAACAGUGUGCCGAGAUCACGCCCGCCAACAUUGUGCAGUCAAUUUUCCGCUUUGUGAAGAACGAGACCGACUGCCAGGCGUGGAUGAAUGCACGUGCCAACGAGCGUCCCAUUCUGCUGGCCAGCGCCAACAAUACUGGCGGCGGCGACGGUGCCGGCACUCUGGUCACGACCCUUGGCGGCACCUUGGCCGUCACGCUGGGCGCCUUCAUGCUGCGUUACUAGGCUAGCAUUUAGAAUUUCAUACUCAUAAAUGCGUUAUUUCAAUUAUCAUAUAUACAUUUUUUUUUGUUUUUUUUUUUUCUCCCAAUCUGCAAUAAUGAGAGUAGUGAUAACAUUUCCUGCAUAUUGUGCAAGUAUUCGUAUGUAUUUUAUCAUUAUUAUUUUUUUCGUUUUUGUUUAAAUACUAAUGUACGGUACUUUGUAAUAUAAUGACUACUUUAUUUAUUGCUUA